Molecule: messenger RNA, 1272 nt
Organism: Oikopleura dioica
Lineage: Eukaryota; Metazoa; Chordata; Appendicularia; Copelata; Oikopleuridae
Source: the annotation of a GenBank genome assembly
AUGAGACUUUUUAGCCUCUUAUUCGCCUUUGUCUCUGCGAACUUGGUGAAUGAGAAGGUGAUCCGUGUUUUCGAUGCGACGACCCAGUUGCUCAAGUCAUCAGCGUCUGUCCAAAUUCGUAAUGACGGCAACGUUGCUGUUUCCACCAUCCAGUUGUCGGCUGAUGCUUUCAACGCGGACAAGCUGAUCUUCUUGGAUGCCAAAGUUGAUGACAAAAAGCUCAAAGUUGACGGCGAUUACAAAGCGACGCUUUCAAGCCCGCUAGAACCAGGACAGACAAUCACUCUUGAAAUCGAGGAAAUCUACCAUGGAUCCGUGAAGCCCUUCCCGACUGAGAUCAAGCAAGCCGACAAGCAACUUGUCCUGGUCGAGGUGAAUCUUUACUACACGUCGCCAUACAAGACGCUCAUCUCAAACGCGCGAAUUAACAUCGGGACGAAGAAAACUGAAAGUGUCUCGAAAACUGGCAAGCUCGAAGGAUCGGCUGUGAAGCUCGAAGAGAAGAAGGAUUUCGAAGGUGGAUCUUCGCAGAAAAGCCGCGUUCACUUCGAAAACAACUCCCCUUCCUCGUCGCCGAGCGACUUGAGCGUCUGGGUCAAACACACCGGUGCUACUCUGAAGGGAUCGUUCUCUCGUUUCGACUUCCAGCGUCAAGACACGGGUGCUUUUAUUACGGAAUGGAAGAUGAUCCUUCCCCUUGAAGCUCAAGACGUUUACUACCGCGAUUUGAUCGGAAACAUUUCCACUUCCGCUUUGCGACAAGACUACCGAGCUGGCGAGACUGUUCUCGAACUGACGCCUCGAUUCCCAAUGUUCGGUGGCUGGCGAAACCACUACACGAUCGGAUACAACGUCCCUUCUGCCACUUAUCUCUCGUCAGAUGCCUCAAAAUAUCAACUCAAGGUCCCUGCUACGCCCGAGCUUUACAACGAAUUCAUCAUCGAAAACUAUUUCCUGAAGGUGAUUCUACCAGAAGGAGUCGCCGAUGUUUCUUUCAAAACUAACAUUGCUCUGGAGCGCAAACCCGACGAGUCCCGCUACACCUUCCUGGACACAACUGGGCGAACCGUUGUUGUUUUCGAAGGAAAAGACGUCACCUACCAGCACGCGGCGAAGAUCGCAGUCACUUACAACUGGAACUCGAUCCUGAUUUUCAAGGAACCUCUUCUCGCUAUUUCCGGAUGGGCUGUGUUCUUCUUUGUCCUUCUUUUCUUCGCUCGACUUGAUUAUUCCAUCUCAGCGCCUGUCUCAGCGGAUAAGAAGAAGAACUAG